AAAGAAUAAAAUAAAAUAAAAUACAAAUAUUCUCUGAGAGCCUCAAGUUUCAUCUUGCGGCUUAGAUUCAAAAUCAUCAGCAAUUUGAGAGAGAUUCGUCUUCUCAAAUAUCUGAAACUCUUCUUCACUAUAUAAACAGAGAGAAAAUUCAUUAUCUCGGGAGAAAAAUCGGAUGGACGCAGCUUCAAGUUUUCUUUGCAGAAGCAUUAGGAUUCCGUCGACGGCGUUCACGUUCACUAGACCGCCGGCGAAUUACGUUUGUGUGUUCUCCGUCAAGAGAGAUUCCGACGGUGGCGGCGGCGUUCGUGGGAAGGUUUUUUGCAGCGGCAUUAAUGGCGCUUCAAGUGCUACGAAGAAGAAGCCACGAAGGAAAAGUAAUGUUUCCGAUAAAAUUAGGUCUAGGAAAAUCGAGAAGAGGAACGAUAGUGAAUCUGUGAGUGUUAGUAGUGAAACCUUUGUCGAUGAGAAACCGGAGGAGAGUAAGAAGAACGAUAAGGAACUGAGUCUUGGUGCUUUGAAUCAAAACGGAGAUCCAUUAGGGAGGAGAGAUCUAGGGAGGAACGUAGUGAAGUGGAUUAGCCAAGCAAUGAAAGCGAUGGCUUCCGAUUUCGCCACGGCGGAGGUUCAGGGCGAGUUCUCGGAGCUGAGGCAAAACGCUGGUUCCGGUUUGACGUUUGUGAUUCAGGCUCAGCCGUAUCUCAACGCUAUUCCCAUGCCGCUAGGGCUUGAAGUCAUUUGUUUGAAGGCUUGCACACAUUAUCCCACCUUGUUCGAUCAUUUCCAGAGAGAGCUGCGUGAUGUUCUUCAAGACCUUGAGCGCAAGAACGUAAUCGAGAAUUGGAAGGAGACCCAGUCUUGGAAGCUGCUCAAGGAGAUCGCAAAUUCAGCUCAGCAUCGGGAGGUUGCUCGCAAAGCUAAUCAACCAAAGCCUGUUCAAGGAGUUUUUGGGAUGGACUCGGAGAAGGUGAAGGCCAUACAGGCAAGGAUUGAUGAGUUCACCAGCCGUAUGUCGCAAUUACUUCAGGUGGAACGAGAUACAGAACUGGAAGUUACGCAGGAAGAACUAGAUGUUAUCCCUACUCCAGAUGAGAGCUCUGCCUCAAAACCGAUCGAGUUCUUGGUUAGGCACGGUGAAGCUCCACAGGAGCUUUGUGACACAAUUUGCAAUUUGUAUGCAGUUAGUACCUCCACAGGACUUGGAGGUAUGCACUUGGUGUUGUUUAAAGUUGGAGACAACCACCGUCUUCCUCCUACUACACUUUCCCCUGGUGACAUGGUUUGCAUACGGAUUUGUGACAGUAGGGGAGCUGGAGCAACUUCAUGUACGCAGGGGUUUGUUCACAACCUCGGAGAUGAUGGGUGCAGCAUUGGUGUGGCUCUAGAGUCUCGUCAUGGAGACCCUACUUUCUCCAAGCUCUUUGGAAAGAGUGUGAGAAUUGAUCGUAUUCAUGGGUUGGCCGAUGCUCUUACUUACGAGCGUAACUGCGAAGCCCUAAUGCUUCUGCAGAAGAAUGGUCUGCAGAAGAAAAAUCCAUCAAUUGCUGUAGUGGCGACGUUAUUUGGGGAUGGGGAAGAUAUCACAUGGCUGGAGCAGAAUGAUUAUGUAGACUGGUGUGAAGCGGAGUUGAGUGACGAGCCAGUGGAAAAGUUAUAUGAUGAUUCUCAAAGGAGAGCCAUAGCUUUGGGGGUAAACAAGAAAAGACCAGUUAUGAUAGUUCAAGGACCUCCUGGCACGGGAAAGACUGGAAUGCUUAAGGAGGUUAUUACCCUCGCUGUUCAACAGGGAGAAAGAGUACUUGUUACAGCACCUACUAAUGCAGCUGUUGACAAUAUGGUCGAGAAGCUCUCACAUCUUGGACUAAACAUUGUCCGAGUAGGAAACCCUGCAAGAAUAUCAUCCGCUGUUGCUUCAAAGUCUCUGGGGGAGAUCGUGAACUCUAAGCUUGCAAGCUUUCGAGCAGAACUGGAGAGGAAGAAGUCAGAUUUAAGAAAAGAUCUUCGGUAUUGCCUGAAGGAUGAUUCUCUUGCAGCUGGCAUUCGUCAGCUCUUGAAACAGCUCGGAAAGACGAUGAAGAAGAAGGAAAAAGAAACUGUUAAGGAAGUACUAUCGAGUGCAGAGGUUGUUUUUGCAACUAAUAUUGGAGCAGCUGAUCCUUUGAUUAGGAGGCUAGAAACAUUCGAUUUGGUUGUUAUAGAUGAAGCUGGUCAGUCUAUCGAGCCUUCCUGCUGGAUCCCAAUAUUGCGAGGCAAACGUUGUAUUCUUGCCGGUGAUCCAUGCCAAUUAGCACCGGUUAUUCUAUCACGUAAAGCUUUAGAAAGUGGGCUUGGUGUAUCCUUACUGGAACGAGCUGCGUCUUUGCAUGAUGGAGUUCUUGCUACAAAGCUAACAACUCAGUAUCGUAUGAAUGAUGUAAUCGCUGGCUGGGCAUCAAAGGAGAUGUAUGGUGGAUGGUUGAAAUCUGCUCCGAGUGUUGCCUCUCAUCUGCUUAUCGAUUCUCCAUUCGUGAAGCCAACUUGGAUAACGCAAUGCCCACUGCUUCUCCUUGACACAAGAAUGCCAUAUGGGAGUUUAUCAGUGGGCUGCGAGGAGCGUCUAGAUCCAGCUGGUACAGGCUCAUUAUACAAUGAAGGAGAAGCAGAUAUUGUGGUUAAUCACGUCAUUUCUCUUAUAUAUGCAGGUGUGAGUCCAAUGGCUAUUGCCGUUCAAUCCCCAUAUGUUGCUCAGGUGCAACUUCUCAGAGAGAGGCUGGAUGAUUUUCCAGUGGCUGAUGGAGUUGAGGUCGCAACCAUUGAUAGUUUUCAAGGCCGUGAGGCCGAUGCAGUGAUCAUCUCAAUGGUACGGUCAAAUAACCUAGGUGCAGUGGGAUUCCUAGGGGAUAGCAGAAGGAUGAACGUAGCCAUAACAAGAGCCCGGAAACACGUGGCAGUUGUAUGCGAUAGCUCAACAAUCUGCCACAACACGUUCCUUGCGAGACUGUUGCGUCACAUACGCCAUUUCGGGAGAGUAAAGCAUGCUGAUCCAGGUAGCUUGGGAGGAGGGUCAGGACUAGGCUUGGACCCAAUGUUGCCUUACCUUGGCUAAUAAAACCUCCAAAACACCGAAGUAAGUACUACAAAACAAAAAGAAAAGAAAAAAAACAGAAUCUUCUUCUUAUUCUCUCUCUCUCUCUCUCCCCUUCUCUCACUGUGUCUCUCUUUGGGUGUAAAAUGUUUCCAUGGCGAGUUGUUUCGUUGUACAGGAAAGAUUUGUUUCAAUUGUUACCACAGAAAGUAGUGUCUGUAUAUGAAUGAUACAGAAUUCAUGUAAAUUUUAUACAAUUGGUUUCUGCGGUUGAAUGUCCCAAGACGAAAGUCUUUAACUCUA
This is a messenger RNA of Eutrema salsugineum, 3364 nucleotides long. Its product is annotated as DNA-binding protein SMUBP-2. NCBI's taxonomy places the organism in Eukaryota, Viridiplantae, Streptophyta, Magnoliopsida, Brassicales, Brassicaceae. The record is from RefSeq and is a predicted model, not a curated record. Gene Ontology annotation, molecular function: 5'-3' DNA helicase activity.